Lampris incognitus (smalleye Pacific opah) is the source of this 3237-nucleotide messenger RNA. RefSeq names its product OX-2 membrane glycoprotein-like. Lineage: Eukaryota; Metazoa; Chordata; Actinopteri; Lampriformes; Lampridae. The coding region runs from base 372 to 1487 and encodes 371 amino acids. Gene Ontology annotation, molecular function: cell-cell adhesion mediator activity. The record is from RefSeq and is a predicted model, not a curated record. The transcript is spliced from 8 exons.
CAGACAUGAACGCAGUGCUCUCGUACCCUAAUGUAUAAAACAUGGAUUGCUGCUGUGCCGCUUCAGAAUACCUGUAAACCGGCCCUGCGAAGACAGAGAGCUCAUCCUGACCCUCGACAGCAGGCUGCUUUCUUACUGCGGCCCCAAAGUACACCGCAAGGCCGAGGGAGGGCUGUCAUUGCCUCAGUGUAAAGUCAUCCUCUGGCUCCAUGCUCCCACCACAGCAGCCAGUGUGCCAGUAAGAUGACGCUCCAACUGAACUGACCCACAGCAGACUCAACAAGUCACAACGGCUGGACAGCUGACAAGGGCUGCUUCCUGGAUGUGAUACUGGGUGAAGAAGAGAGCUGCUGACCCUGCUGCGGUGUGCGAUGUGGGGGUCUGCCUUGUCACUGUGUCUUUUACUCUGGAUAGAAGGAAUAAUUAUUUCUACAAUACAAGGUGAGGUCAUGGCUCCCGCCAGUGUGAGUGCCGAGGCGGGCCGCCCGUUCACGCUGGGCUGCAACAUCACAGUGGGAACUCAAGACAAGGUCCGGCAGGUGCGCUGGCUGAACAGAUAUGGCCAGGUGCUGCUGGCAUACGAGCUGGGCGUGCCGGUCCGCAUCACCACGCACCAGCCCGGUGUGCAGCUCAACACCUCCCACAAUGAUGCAAGCGCGAUCACCAUCAGGAAGGUGCGGCCCGUCGACGAGGGCUGCUAUCAAUGCAUCUUCGACGUCUAUCCCAGCGGGCUUCAGAAGGGGAACACCUGCCUGAACGUCACUGUGAAUGUGGGCAUGGAGGGUAAUAAGACAGCCGUGAGCGGGAAGAUGGUGACCCUGUCCUGCUGGUACAGCCUCCCCGAGAGGGUGAAGCAGAUCCUGUGGAGGAAGACGGCCGAGCAGGGUGACACCACCACCGUGGCCUCCUACGCCAAACACGGCCGCGCCAUCAUGGAGGAGCCCUACCUGGGCAGGGUGAGCCUCAGCCGAUCGCUGGGAGACACGCAGCUCACCAUUCAGCCGGUCAACCCCGAGGACGAGGGCUGCUACACCUGUGAGUUUCACACCUACCCAGAGGGCACCAGGAGAGCCACCGCCUGCCUCUCGGUGUAUGUGUUACCGAAACCAGAGGUGGCCUAUGUGACCGCGUCAUCCGGCGUGAUCGAGGCCAACUGCACCACUCGGUCCCGGCCCGCAGCGGAGAUCACAUGGAAUGUGGGGGGGGACAACCGGACGCUGGGACCGCCCAUUUCCUCCUCCUACGAACAGGGAGAUGGCACAACGCUGGUGACCAGCACUCUGCUCCUCCAGUCAGGGCUGCUCAACGAGCUGUCCGUCAAAUGUAUCGUACACCACCAGGGCCUGGAGAAACCGAUGUCAGUGUCCCUCAAUACCAACGUGGGUCCAGCCCUGGUUAUCCUCAUCUCCGUGUGUGGCGUGGCCGCCAUCCUUCUCCUGUGCCUGUGUGUGUGUCUCUGCAAGUGCUUCAUCUGCACGGACGACUGAGCUGAGUUACGGCCUAGCGGUCCGGCCUGCUUUGAUGAGCGUCCAGCGGUCUGACCUAGCUGCUCACCACCGUGCCAUCCAGUCUGCUGUAGAAGAAGACAAAAGGGGAGAGACCAGGACUGCCGAGCUGAGUCAGAGAGACGCGCUUAAUCUGGCUGCAAGUCUCCCCGUCACUUAUCACAAUUCACACAGGAUUUAAUACUUGUUUUAUUUUUUUUAAUCAAAUCCAUCGUUAGAUGUGAUACUUACUGUAGACAUGUCGCUUUGAAGGUUAACGAAACCUGCUUGUAAUAGGACUUAGCAGUUGCCAAUUACAGGAUUUAGCACUUUUUUGUAAAGUAUAACAUAGGGCAGAAUAACCUAAGUGAGGUCAAACUGACUUAAGUCGUAUGCUUUUCAGUGGGAACUGAUUAUGGAUUACUCACUAUAGGUUGGCUAAACCAGUGGCCUUUUGCCCUUUCACACCAGAUCAGAUGACAUUUUAAAGCGUGGAAAUUAGCCACAGGAGGACAACACGAGGGGUCAUGAUACAGCAUUUAAGUCACACCAACAGAUCGUAGCUGAACUAUUGCGGAAAUUAACAGGAUGAAGAUGCACAUCGGUGGGCAUAACCGUGAAGAUUCACCGCACCGAUCGAACCGUUCGUGAGUGAGAUCUCAAAGCCGGUUUCAGCGGUUAUGUCAUGUUUGUUAUUGUGGGCCGCCGUGUGAGUGCUACCUUCUCCAUCUCUGGUAGGGGGGCGGACAGACGGGAGAGGUUUUCCAGUAACUCGGGUAUAAACGGUAGUAAACACUAGCCCUCCUCUGUGGAUGAACCUCACCUUUUUGAAUCAGUGUGUAUGUGUGUGUGUGCAUUUUAGAGAUUUUAGAAAGCUGUACGGUCACAUGUGUUUGUACGUCCUUAGAUGACUAUGUGUUGGUGUGAACAUACGUGCGACUGAGAAAUGGAAAUAGGAUGUGGUUUUGUUUAUGUCUGUGUCUUAAUGAUUGUAAAAUAGAAAGUGUGUGAGUAGGAGAGAGAGGAAGGGACUAAACAGUGGCGUGUGUAUUUUGUUUGUCUUAAAAAAAGGGAGAGUUCACAGUCAGUUUUUGUGCGUGUGUAUCCUUGACUGUUCGUUUCGCCUUUCCUUGAAGGACGUACACCCAUUUCAUUUUGAUUUACAGCAUUCAACUACAGUGACCACCAGUGUUUAGGUGUGGCAGUCUUUCAGCAGUCUCGUGAAAAUGUCCCCAUUGUGCAAUGCGCAGAAUAGCUCGAUCUGUAACGUGUCAGUAAUAAAAUCACAUUCUUUCUAUGAAAAGUAAUUAACGAUGGCUAAGCUUGUCGCACCUAGCAAGACGAGGUCAAGUCGUCAUACGUUUGGAUUGAAGAUCAGUCCAACACCAACAGUCUUUGUGUGAGAACUCCUACCAGCCCAAUUGAUGACUAACACCUAAAUGUAAAACAAAUUUUAGGGGUAGCCUCCAUUUGACAGACCCACAAAACUACCGAGUUCACAAUCUAGCCAUUAAUAAAACCAAGAUAGUCUGACAGCUGUGUUUCUGAUGUGCAAAAAUCACAUCAGAAGCCUUUUUUACUAUUUGUUUUCCUCUUAGUUUCAAUGUCCUAUCUGCAGUAUCAGCAGCAGUAAUGUGUACAUGGAAGUUUAGUUUGUAUUGUUUAUUCUUUACAAAGCAGUAUUCACCUGGUGGCGACAUUAUCCUGCAUGUACUAUUCUGUUGUAUAAAAUGGAUUAAAUAAAACUGGAGAC